GCUGCUCUAACCUGAUCAACUAAACCUCGCUAUGAUCAACAUGUUAAUGUGGUUUUUGUAUUGUAGAGUCCAGGACUUCAUCUACUGUCCUGCCAUUUUAAACAUUUAUUCAACUUUCAAUUUAACCAUCAAAUCAAAGAGCGUCAUCAGCCAGAAAGAGCAGUUCUCUGACAUCUAUCCACUAAACAUUACAGAUAUAAUUCAGGCUCCUCGGCCGCUGAUCACAUCUGUUAACGCCACCGACUCCUCAAUCAGCGUCACAUGGACCAGCGCGACAACACCAAUUACUAAAUGCAAAAUACGUUACAAGCGUCUCAACACAGAGUCGUGGACAGAGACAGCAGAUUUGGUGUCUUCAGUCGAGUCUCAGUUCGUGAUCGAGGGUUUACAGUCCUUCAGUGUGUUUGAUCUGAGCGUCUCCUGCUUCCACGGAUUCGGCCGAUGGAGCGACUGGAGCGAGGAGACUCGAGUGAAGACGACAGAGAGUUUGCCGUCUGCUGCUCUAUCUCUCAGUUAUUAUGUGGAUUCAGAUGAAAACUCUGGGAUUCGGCGGCUGGUGCUUCUCUGGAAGGCUCUGGACGUCACAGACGCUCGAGGACUCAUUCGAGGAUAUGAAGUGUCCUACAAGCCCAUCACACAGCCCUCUCUGAAGAAAACCAUACACACCUCUCAUCUCAAGGCCGUUGUUCUGGUGCGGUCAGAGGAGUAUGAGGUCUCAGUUUGUGCCUAUAACAGCGCUGGACGCUCGCCGGACCGCCGGCUCACUGUCGACGCGUCUCGUACUCACGAUGUGCCGGCGGUGAGGAGUCUCUGGGUUUAUUCUGACGGUUCUUCACUGUGGAUCCGCUGGGAAUAUGAGUUUACCGCGGUAAACAUCAGUGAGUUCGCUAUUGAAUGGAGCUCUGCGACCGACGGCGAGCACAGACGCUGGGAAAGAGUCGACGGAUCCACCUUCACAGUCCGUCUGCCAGGCAUUGAAGCGCAGCAGACGUACAACAUCAGCGUGUUCCCCAUCUGUGGGUCUCUCGCCGGGCCACCGAACAACAUCUCUGCGGAUCUACAGCACGGCGCUCUGUUGGAUCCGGUAGGGUUUGGUCUGCUGAAUGUCUCGAGCUCGUCUGUAGCGCUGCGGUGGAGCUGGAAGGAGGCGAAGCCCGGCGUCUGUGUGCUUCAGUACAGACUGGUGUUAACCGGACCGGACCAGAUUCAGACUCUCGCAGUCUUUCCUGACAAACAGCAGCAUUCGUUCCUCUACCUCCAUCCAAACACCAAAUACUCAGUCCACAUACACGGAGAAACUAGAGACGGGAACUUCACAAAGGCCAGUCUGGACAUCACCACACUUCUGCUGGAUUAUGAGGAGAUGAUGAGGUUUGCUGUUCCAGCGGUUCUCCUGCUGCUCAUCUUUGGGAUUUUCUCGGUUUUAUCAAGGACCGUAUGCAGGGAAUAUUUAUUUCCCAUCAUCGCCAAUCCGAGGUACAGUCUGAUUGGACGCUGGCUUCUCAAUCCGCAUCUUCAGGGCAGUGAUAAGAUCUGCGUGCUGAAGCUGGACGGUUUAUUCCUGAUGGACCAGCAGAUGGAGAAGAGUGUGUUUGUGGUUUCUGAUCAUGAGGACGAGGUUCCGCUGAAGACCUCUGAGACGGCUGAAGGUACAGCUUUGUGGAAACCUUGUUCAGAUGAUGAGGAAAGCGCUCUGACUCCCUCCAGUCUGCCCGAGUAUGUAGACCUGCCCUUCUUACCCGAUAGCUCAGGUUAUGUUCAGACUGGACAGAUUCCUGGAGAGAGAAACUCGGACUGAAACCUGCACUGCUCUCAGAAUGACUCGACUGCGGUUUCUCAUCUAUAAGAGAGUCUCACAGGACUUUCACUCAUUUCAUGUUUGCUUUUGAUGCACUUCUGUGUACUUCAUACAGUAUUUGAUGAUGAAGGAUCAUAUCAUGUGCUUCUCAACCAGAGGCCUUCAAGAUAACUUCAAACUGUUGAACUCUCAUGAUGCAACAGAUAUAUAAAGAUUUCAAAACAAAAACAAAAACAUAAUUUUUAGUAAGGGAAUGAAACUUUGCAAAUGCUUAAAAACCUUCACAAUGUGCAUAAUUUAUUUCAGAUUUUUAACCAUAAAUCUAUUACAUCAUAGAUACAAUGUAUUUUGUGUUCGGGUCAUUUUUGACCCGGUUAUGUAUGGAGUCCCAUUAUCUGUCAAAAAUACUUUCUGCAAAAUGAUCUAUGAAGUUAUUUUAGUGUCAGAAAACUUUUGUAAAAUAGUUCAACUUUUCCUCAUAUCUCUUACACUUUUAGACUGAAUUUACUUGAUGAAAAUGAAUAUUUACGUCUAUUGAUGAAUCACUGCAGCUGGAAAAUAUGUCCACUUUUUCAUCUAAAAGUAAAGGUUUAUGCAGUGUUUUUUUUUUGUGACCUUUCAGUCAUAUUUGUGUCGUUUUGACAUAUAUAAAUGUGGAAGUUUUGUAAAUUUUUACUGUUUUUGAACAAUCGUUAAAAGUUCAAAGGAGUGUAAUUACAUUUUGAGCAACACUGAUCAUUUUCAGAUUAUACUCUAUAUUCUUGUGAAUUACAUACAGUGAUAUAUUGAAAUAAUAUUUCUUAUCAAUAUUGUUAGC
Carassius auratus (goldfish) is the source of this 2615-nucleotide messenger RNA. Its product is annotated as interleukin-6 receptor subunit beta-like. Bases 32 to 1798 code for a protein of 588 amino acids. Gene Ontology annotation, molecular function: protein binding. The transcript has 13 exons. Lineage: Eukaryota; Metazoa; Chordata; Actinopteri; Cypriniformes; Cyprinidae. The record is from RefSeq and is a predicted model, not a curated record.